Aricia agestis (brown argus) is the source of this 3235-nucleotide messenger RNA. It is a transcript of the gene Tmc, whose product is annotated as transmembrane channel-like protein 3. Gene Ontology annotation, cellular component: plasma membrane. Gene Ontology annotation, molecular function: mechanosensitive monoatomic ion channel activity. The record is from RefSeq and is a predicted model, not a curated record. Lineage: Eukaryota; Metazoa; Arthropoda; Insecta; Lepidoptera; Lycaenidae. The transcript is spliced from 14 exons. The coding region runs from base 113 to 3235 and encodes 1040 amino acids.
AAACUACGUUCGGUAGGCAGGUUAGAGGACAUAGGUUUCCUGUGAUCGUCCCAUAUCUUCACCGCAGCCGUCUGUGGAUCGGCUUUCUGUGACUUGGGCGGAUCCUGGCAGUAUGACUUCAUCCGGAGUCAACCUUUUCCAAUUGCCUUCUGACACUCCCAUCAGUAAUGAAGUCAACUUCUCACCCACUGGUGAUGAUGGAACCGAUGAUGAAGAUUAUUCUAAGAGUCUGAAUGCGGUCAUACGACAACGACGCGCGAGUGUUCGUCGUUCGCGCAAGGGCAGAGCUAGAAGAUCCUCUUCACCAUUUCUGCCCGAUGAAAGUAUAUCACGAAGACGCUCCUCUGUAUUUACUACAAGCUCCGGAGAUACAGCUAUUUCAAUUGAGGAGCAACCUAAUCUGAGUCAGGAGCAGAUCUUUAAAAAUAUUGGAUUGCACAAGGAAGUGCUGGGAUCAGUGAAGCUUAUGCCUUUAGAGAUGAGAAGAAAAUUAAAAUUAGUACACCAGGCAAAAAAUUAUAUUAAACAACAUGAAGGGAAACUGCAGGAAAGGCUGGCACAGUCUAAAAACACCAGAGACAUCUACGCUCGCUUCACCAUACUUGUUACAACUAAAUGGCAACAAAUAAAACGUGAAGCAGCAAACACAUCUAAUUUAUUGAUACCUUGGGAGUUACGAAUUAAAGAGAUCGAAUCGCACUUUGGCUCAGUAGUGGCAUCCUACUUUACGUUUCUAAGAUGGCUUUUUUGGGUCAACCUAGUGAUUGCCUUCAUACUUCUCGUUUUUGUUAUAAUACCUGAGUAUUUAACAGCAAACCCAGAACAAGACGGCGAAAGGAAAAUUAUAUUGGACGACGAAAAACAGAACGCGACAAAUCUAUUAACUUUGUGGGAGUUUGAAGGAGUCCUUAAAUACUCCCUAAUAUUUUACGGCUAUUACAGCAACGUGGAGCGGCCACAGUAUAGGAUGCCUGUAGCAUACUUCCUUACUGGCUUGGUCGUGUAUAUUUAUAGUUUUGUCGCCAUAUUAAGAAAAAUGGCAGAGAACUCUCGCAUGUCAAAAUUAUCCGAAAAAGAAGACGAGUGUAUCUUUUCAUGGAAACUCUUCACGGGAUGGGAUUUUAUGAUAGGAAAUGCCGAGACAGCCCACAAUCGUAUCGCGUCCGUUAUCCUAGGAUUUAAAGAAGCUUUACUUGAGGAAGCUGAGAAAAAAAGAAAAUCUAGAGACUGGCGGAUUUUAUCACAAAGAAUAAUAGUAAACUUAUGUGUUUUAAUUCUUCUUGCUGUGUCGGCAUAUGCAGUGGUACACGUUGUUUCCCGAUCUGAUGAUAAGCUCAAACCUCGGAGCUGGUGGCGUGAGAAUGAAACAACAAUAGUUGUAACCGGAAUUUCCAUUACUUUUCCCUUUAUUUUUGAAUUCCUUGGACUACUUGAACAUUACCAUCCCAGAAAGCAACUCAGGUUUCAACUGGCAAGGAUUAUGCUCCUUAAUUUACUAAAUCUUUAUUCAUUAAUAUUUGCAUUAUUUAGCAAAAUCGAUGGCAUGAGCAAAGAGCUUGGUUCAUUACAACCAACUUUAUCUUUGAACGCUACUCCAAUAUCUGAAGCUAUUGACAAAGACCGUAAAAUCUACAACUUAACUCUUGAAACUAAAAAAAAACUGCUUAAGUUAUGCUGGGAAACAAUGUUUGGCCAAGAGUUAGUUAAAUUAACCAUGAUGGAUUUGGUAUUCGUAGUCCUGGGAACUCUCUUUAUGGAUUUUUUCAGAGCCUUAUUCGUGAGGCAUAUGAACCGCUGUUGGUGUUGGGAUUUAGAAAAAAAAUGUCCACAAUACGGAGACUUUAAAAUAGCUGAAAAUAUUUUGCAUCUUAUUAAUAAUCAAGGGAUGGUCUGGAUGGGAAUGUUUUUCUCGCCAGGCCUUGUUUUAUUAAAUGUUGUAAAAUUAAUGAUGAUGAUGUAUCUCAGAUCUUGGGCUGUAAUGACGUGCAACGUUCCACACGAAGUUGUAUUCAGAGUAUCUAAAAGCAAUAAUUUUUACCUAGCUUUGCUUUUAACCAUGCUGUUUCUUUGUGUUUUACCAGUUGGUUACGCAAUUGUUUGGGUCAAGCCUUCAUGGCACUGCGGUCCAUUUUCUGAAUAUGACAAAAUUUAUAAAAUUUUAACAAGCAAUAUUUACAAGGUUCUUCCUAAAACAUUAAAUUUUUCACUGGAAUAUAUCACGUCACCAGCAAUAGUCAUUCCAAUGCUUGUUUUACUUAUUUUAAUAAUUUACUAUCUUACAUCUCUUACAAAUUCACUCAGAGAAGCAAACAACGAUUUAAAGAUUCAAUUACGAAGAGAGAGAACUGAAGAACGAAGAAAAAUGUUUCAAUUAGCUGAUACUAGGCGACGAGGUGGAUCUUCAUCGAUAGAUAACACACCAUUUGCUAGAUGGAAAAAAGCUUUACCAGCUUUACCUAUCAGUAAAUCCAUUGACUCAGACGACAAGAAACCCGGCGGUGAUGAAGACAUGAAAGACUCAAAAAAAACAUUUAAAAAGAGAGGAAUAUUUGAAAAAAUUGUCAACAUGGCUUGGGACAAAAGAGAUAAAAUAAGUAAUUUUGAUAAAAAUCCGAGCGCUGAAGAAGAAACUGACACAGAUUUUCAUGAAAGUCUCCCAAAAGAAAUCUUAAAAGCAAAGGAAAUAGGAAUUAUAAAAGAUGAAUAUUCUUAUAGAGAUAAAUCAAGUUACAAUGUAAGUGACGAUACUAAUAUAAGGCAGACAAAAUAUGAGAAAUCUUCUAUAACAUCUACCGAAAGAGAACUUAUCAAAGACAAUUUACCUACUAACAAUGAGACAGUAGAAAAACCAACUCACAAAAUUCGAAAAAUUUCAAAUAGAAAACAAAGUUCUGAAUCUAGUAAUCAGUCAAAACAGUCAGAUUCUAUAGGAUCGGUGAUACCAGUUAUUACCAUAAGCACAACUGAAAGUGAUGAUGAAAUACUGCAAACAUUCAAAGAAUCAGAUAAACUGACGCCAGGUUCAAAACAAAAAAAUAAAAGAGACUGCUUCGAGAGACAACUAUCAAAGAUUGUAGACGAAUCACAAGAAAAAACAAAUUUGAAGCGCGUACAAAAGUCUUGUGAUUUGAAAUCACUCAGAAGACAAAACAGUGUUGAAAGUGUCAAUGAAAAUAAAAAUCCUAAAGAUAGCAAGUCUAACGAAGGCGGUCAUAAAUAUCAAUACUCAUUGUAA